GCUAUUUUUUUCAGCCGACGUGCGCUUCUUCCUCCUCUCUGUCUAUAAAAUCCGUUGGAAUGAGAGGGUUUGAGGCUGUUGAAGUUUCGGGGAGGAGAUGGGGGAGAUAAGGUGUUUGAAAAGUUUGGACUUUGUUUGAUCCAGGCUCGUUUGCGCUCUUCCUUUUUUUCUCUUUGGAUCUCAACUGGCUUGUGCAUUUUUUUUCUUGUGUGCUCGGGACUGUUCGAUUGGGGGUCCUUGUGCUUUCACACCAAGAAUAUUGUUUGGGCUUGCAAGUAUUUUUGUAGGGAUUUCAGAAGGCAUGACCCAUGCCUGCUAAGUGGAUUGAUUGCAUAAUAUAUUUAUCUGGGCAUCAUAUUUGUGGAACGAGAAAGAUGCAUCAUUAGAGGCCGGGUCUCAUGGCUAAAGCUGCUAUCUUUGAUUCUUCAUUGGCAGCUGACAUCCUUCCUGUCGGAAGGUGUCAGUCUAAUUUGAAAAUGAAAAGGAAAACUCCCUCGGAACUUAGGGGUGAGCAGUUGAAACGGAAAAAUGGUGUUAUACAUUCAGAUGAAAAAAUUGCUAAGAUGCUAUUAUCUGAAAGUGGAGCAGACAAUGAACUUAAGAAACCUGAAUGGAUUAAGGCUCCUAGAUAUAUUGACACUAGGGUUAGUGAGGUGUAUCCCGUGAGGAAAUCAAGUGAGAUAUUUAGAGUGCUCCGUGGAAAAGACAAAAUUAAGGAUGUUGCAUCUAACAUUGAAAUUUCGAAUGGCCUUGAUAACCCAUAUGUUGUUGAGAACUUUCCAUCCGAGAACAUAACUUCACUCUCAAGAUGUAAAGUUGAAUCUUCUGCAAAAUUGGAGAGCUCUGAAUCAUCUAGCAAAGCAUCUGAUGACCGAGGUUUUAGGAAGAUUGAAAAGUGUAGCCAAAGUGCUUUGCGUAAUGUUGUUGAGAUUCACUUAGGCGAUGCAAAGCCAUUAGAUUCUACAAAAGUUGAUAUUGAGAAAGCACUGAAAGGAUUGGUUGUUCGAGAUAAAUCUUCCAUACCUGGUUCAUUUAUCGGUGCUUCUAGCAAUAAAAAUGAUCUACCUUCAGCUUAUGUAAGAAAAUUAUCUCCUGAAUUUCACAUAUCAGGACGUAGGGCUCCUUUAGAUUUUACUUUAAAAACCACGCUACGGUUCAUCUCUUCAUCAUCAGUAAAGUGGUGUCACAGAGUAAAUGCUACCCCUGCUUUCUUUGAAAGUGAGCAACACACUUAUAAUUAUCUUUCCAACACGGACCAACAAACUGCUUGUAAACUAGGACACGGUACACCUACUGAAGUCAUGUAUUCUAAAGCUAUUCAAUCUUGGGCAUUUCCGCAAUCUCUAUUGCCUACUUCCAUCAUUAUUGCAAUGACUUUAUCCGCUACAAAAGGAGAAACAGAAUUUUUAUCACAAAGACAACAAGAUUGGGAGGAUUCUUUUUCAAACCUCUACUACAUGCUUCGAAAGAACAUUUGUAGCAUGUUUUAUGUUUGUACUUCACAGUUCGUCGUGCUAUUCAUUGGUAACAAGUCUUUGGGGAGGCGACAGUCUUGCAGUGCCUUUCUUUCUCAAUCUACUCGUGGUUUGAGAUCCUUGCUCAGAAAUCAUAAUGUUUGUUUCUCCAUGCCUCUUUGCCAUCUUGAAGUUGAACAUGCUAAUGAGGCUGAUUUGGCUGAACUCUCAGAAAUUGAACAACAAAACUUAGGAAAGGCGUUUCAUCAAGAUUCUAUUUCUGGGGUGGACAAUAGCCCUCAGUCUCUCCUUGCAUUUAUUGGAAACACAAAUGUCCAUGGGUUAUAUGAUUUUCUAUUGAACUAUAGAUUUUUCCUGAAAUCCUUAAAUGGCAAUGAUGUUCCAGCAUUAUACGCCCCUGUUCCAUUCCUUAAUGCUUCUCUUUGUAUUCCAGAGGUGAAAUGCAAGGAGAUUAAAAGAGCUGAUGCAGUUUUUGACUCCGAUGAUCAUCUAAGCUUAUCUGAAAGCCCUCUAUGUUACAACAUAGAAGUUAAGGAUACAGUUCUACCUCCGUGGGUGAUCUGCAGGCUAUGUGCAGCAAUGAGUGCAACUGGAAAUACAUUUGAAUCAAUCUUCACGACAGAACCAUUGUCGACUGGGUUAAACAUUGCGCUUGAAUCUUUCUGUCAGGAGAAACCGGAUCAGCUUGGGAUCGACGACGCUUCCAUGCCUGAGAGUGGUGAUGUUCUAGGCCUUCCUGAGGCUGCUUUCGUUCCGUGCUUGCAAUCCGCUUCUUUGAGGCGUCUCAAGUACUGCGAGGGUUCUUUUAUCGCCUAUGUCAAUCAAAUAUGAGUUCUAUUACCAACCAUGUAAUGAUGGCCAUCCUUUAGCAUCCCAAACCUUUGUGGUUUCAAAAUUUUGAAUCAGUUUUCGAGGAGGUUAUCUAGUUUGAUUCAUUAUUCACAUCAUAAGUUUUUGUCGUUCCAGAAAUCAAGCAUCUCGUCAUGCUUCAGGCAUAUAAAUAUAACAUCAAUUGAAUGAUCUGUACAGUGAAAUCAAGAAUCUGAAAAACUUUAUGCCGAAUGCGUAUGGUUGGAUCUAAAAAACAUUUAUCUGAGAUCCUUGAAGGUUUUUAGAAUGAGUUUGACCAAAAUGGGCUCAAUCACUUUGAGCCAAAUCAUAAACCAAGAAGAAUGGUUUGUGCUUGCUAGGCUUCUCUCAUCGGAAAGAACAUUUUGAUUGUAAAUGUAUAUGAUUAAAGGAUCAUUUGAUAUCUCAAAUGGUGUAAUGAAAUUCUCAACUAUACCUUUGAAUGCUUGGCUUAAGAUCACU
This is a messenger RNA of Phalaenopsis equestris, 2786 nucleotides long. RefSeq names its product protein downstream neighbor of Son-like. Gene Ontology annotation, cellular component: nucleus. The transcript has 16 exons. The coding region runs from base 399 to 2306 and encodes 635 amino acids. Gene Ontology annotation, biological process: nuclear DNA replication. Lineage: Eukaryota; Viridiplantae; Streptophyta; Magnoliopsida; Asparagales; Orchidaceae. The record is from RefSeq and is a predicted model, not a curated record.